Xylaria bambusicola is the source of this 1132-nucleotide messenger RNA. RefSeq lists its product as uncharacterized. NCBI's taxonomy places the organism in Eukaryota, Fungi, Ascomycota, Sordariomycetes, Xylariales, Xylariaceae. The transcript has 2 exons. Gene Ontology annotation, biological process: autophagy of mitochondrion. The coding region runs from base 224 to 850 and encodes 208 amino acids. The record is from RefSeq and is a predicted model, not a curated record. Gene Ontology annotation, cellular component: mitochondrion.
GCGGGGGAUAACUGGAUAACUGCAUGUGGAUAACCUGGAUAGCUGGCCUAAUGUGGAAUAGGCAAUCACUCAGGCGCCAGCGUCAUAUUGACCCGUGUCUUGCCUUAUCUCUCACACCACCUCCCGUCGUCCCUCUCGCGAUACAAUAAAUUGCAUCCAUCGGCCCAUCCCAGCAUUGACAACAAUCAGUCAUCCUGUAUCGUCUGUUGCUUUGUUGGACACAAUGGCGUCGAACAAGGUGACCGUCCUCAAGUUCGUCGGCACCGUCUCCCUCGGACUCCUGACGGGAACUUCGUACACCCUUUCAAAUCUCACAGUUCCAACUCUCCUCGAGCUUCCAUCCUCCUCCACAGCCGCCAAGGCCUUCCGCUCGUUAACAUCGGCAGCCACCACCCACCUCACCGCGUUAUCGAGCAUCUCAGGCACCGCCUUCCUCCUAGCCUUUGCGAUCUCACCAGGCGGCUACAGACAUCCCUACCUCCUCUACGCUUCCGUCCUCUCCUUCGGCACCCGCCUAACUGACUAUGUAACCCCUUCCAUCUUCGGAACCCCUGCCUCGAACUCCUCCACCGCCAAACGACGAGCCGCCCUGUCCCAGGCUCGCAAGGAGAAGGCCGCUGCGCGACGUAUGGAAGCCAGCUAUGAGGUUCUGGGUGACUCACAGCACGAUGAGAGCGCGAGCAGCGAUGACGUCGUGGAUGAGGACAUCAACGGCGAGGAGGUCCGCAGCGAGGUCCAGGUUUUCGUUCAGAAUCAGCUCGUCCAGACUGCUACUGCGAGCUUAGGUCUUGCGAUAGCCGUCCUGGGCAUCUGGGGCGAUGGCGCACACCGGGUCUACGGCACAUUAUAAAACACGAUACAAGGGAAACAAGUUAAGAGUGUCGUAUAUUGCCUUGUACGACUAGGUGGUUCGCAAGCUCUUUACGUGAAUUGUAGGGCGAUAUGUUCAAUGAAAUGAACUUUGAUGCCUAUAGGAGGAAUCAUUAUGGAGCUGCUUCUAUGUGACUGGGGUCGAGAGAGAUGUUUUAGGGAUUUUUCUUUUGUUGGCGUUCUCUCCAGUGCUCACUCUUCUCCUCCCAAAUCUUGGUCACGAAUAUAUCGAGUGUUAGUAAAGAAAUACACAAACCCCCUU